UAUUUUUAUAUCUUCAAACUAACAUUAAGUCAGUUGUUAGCAAAUGAUAUGCAAAGUUUCUGUUUUGGAGUCAUUCAGGCUUUUUUGAAUGACUCCAACGCUUAGCAGGUAAAGAGUUUGUUUGUACUUUAAAUGCCCUCCUCAGCAGUUCUCCUGGGGCACAACACCAUGAGUCACAUAAUUCCAACAGGGAUCUAAUGUUCACUGUUAUGUUUUCAACUCAGAAACUCCCAUGGAAAGCUUAGCCCGAUGGUCAUGUUGAGGGAACCCAAACCACACUGGCACUCUAAAAGGCAUUGUUAGCAAUGUGUAAGUACGUCGGGGAUGAAUCAUCGAAGCCACAACUAUAUUUAGAACAAUCACCUGCUGGGCUAACUUACAAAACAAACUGACACAACUUUGUAAAUACAGUUGGCCAACAGCUAGGGAAACAGAGAGCUCCUCCCUCAGAUGUGUCCUGUGCUACGGCAGCAGCAGCAGACCCUCAGUUUGGCAUUUCCUUUGACACUCAUUUGAACUAUUGGCCGACAUCCAGGCCAAGUCGGUUCAAUCUUGAGUAAGUGGAGACGUGCCGACGGAAGAGGACACAACGUGAGAUUCGACACGGUGACCGUCUUCCACUUCCCGCGGUGCCAGGGCUUCGUGAGCGUGCCCAGCCAUGGAGGAGCCUCGCUGGGCAUGGUGUGGAACCACAGCGCCCUCCACAGGUACACGCUGGAGGAGCAUGCGGCGGCCCGACAGCGGAGACACCGGGAAAGACUCUUGGAGAGGCUGAGGGAGGACAGGCUGGAGCGCUGGAGAAAUAAAUUGGUAACUAGCGGUGCCCUGGACCGCAGCGAGGCCGACCGGCUCACCGCGGACCAGCUCCCGGGCGGGUACCUGGAGGUCCCCAUGGAGGACCCGGCCCCAGACGGGGGCAUCUGGUCCCUGCAGCCGUACUCCUACAGGCAGAGGCAGGCCCUGCUGCGCGGGGCCGGGGUGAAGCACGUGGACCGGGAGGAGAAGAGGCAGCUGCACUCCCUGCGUCUCUCCCGGGAGGCCUGCGGCUGCGACUGCCGGGGCUUCUGUGAGCCUGAGACCUGCGCCUGCAGCCUGGCCGGCAUCAAAUGCCAGAUGGACCGCUCCAGCUUCCCUUGUGGCUGCUCCAUGGACAGCUGCGGGAACAGUCAGGGGCGCAGCGAGUUCAACCCGGGCCGCGUGAAGACCCACUACCUCCACACUGCCAUGAGGUUGCACCUGGAGGGGAGGCGGCCGCCGGGGGCCGCAAAUAACCACGACGACCAGAGGGAAGUACCCGGGCGUUGCGGCGAAGACGACCGGCGUGGCCGUGUUCCAGAACGGCAGACCCGGGAAGACGGCUGCCCUUUCGGGUUCAGCACCGAGGAGGAGGAGGAGGGCGGUCUCCUGUUCCCCUCCGUGCCCCCCACCACUUCCACAGCCUUCUGCUUAACCCCUGAGCCCUCGGAGCUGGGAGAGGAGGGCAGCAGUGGCGGUGAUACGAUGGAUUCCUCUUCCUCUUCCUCUGAUCUCGACGCGGCUGAGGAAGGCGCUGACGGCACGCCACGCCGUCGAUCCGAGGUCACCGAGGAAACCGGACCCCUGUCCUGUGUCCUCAGCAGGCUGGACCCCCAGCGGACCCACUGCAACGCAACGGAGGAUGACCUUCAGCACAUGAGUAGCACCCGCCCACUUCCUGCCAGCCCCCUCUCCGACCCUGCGUCUCCCCUCGAAGGGGCUCAAACCACUGUGGUCAUGCGCCAAGACGAAGAUUCCCACAGGACCCCUUCCCCUUCUACCUCCUCUACUUCUACGGGGUAUCUGGACGAAAACGCCAACGAGGCCACCGACUUUUUCGGCGAGGACUCUCUGGAAAAAUUCCCAGAUGUAGCCCUCUUCACUGCAAACUCCUCCUGCUCCUCCUCCUCCAACGGUUACGUGGACCUCAGCGUCUCCUCGGAUUCGGACCUUGAGUUCUUCGACAGCGAUUACCUCACCUGCGGUGGCCAACUACACAACUCCUUCAAGGGAGGCGGGUCUCUGGAAGGCCUGAGGCACCUCCAGACCCUGACUUCCAGCAGUCUUCCACAGUACCCGGAGACACCUGUCUGCCUGCUCGAAUCUCUCAUUGGCUCGUCGUCUGAACCAAUCGCGGAAGAUGCACAUAUGGUAACCUUUAGUCAGCUGUUGGAGGUACUGCAGUGAUGCAGGUCUUGUCAGAUGCGUAAUGGCGAUUACUACUGUAUGUUCAUUAUGUAUUGAGGAAUAUGUUUUCUGUUUUGUAUAUUUGUAUGGCUGUUUUGGAGUAUAUUAUCUUUUUCUACAUGAUAUUGAAUACAAUCUUUUUUCUAGAUAUUUUAUAUUUUCUCUAUCUAUCGAUAUCCUAACGUUUUUUUAAUUUAUGAGUAUUUCAUUCUUUGCAUAGAGAUUCUAAUGUGUUAUUUAAUUCCUUCAUGCUUUAAAAGCAUCAUCUUUAUCAGAUUUAUUCAAGGUUUUCAUUUUAUUUAUUUGUUUUAUUUCAUAUUGGGUUGAUAAAUGGCUAAAGAUUGGUCAAAUGGACUAAUGUAAAUACUCAGGAAUUAUCGAAUUAAUCAAAGCGGAGCGAACAUAAAGGCAUUAGGAAAACGAUUUUAUACGCCAUUGUCUGAAAUGCUCCAUCACACAACGGUAAAACACAUUUAAUUUUUUUAUUAAAAUAUUUUCUCCAUAUACACCACUGUACUCUCCUAGCAAAUACUUGUGUGCUAACGCUGUACUUAAUACUGUAUAACAAAUCGGCCAAAUGUUAAGCAUAUUUAUUAUAUUGUAUACCUACCUUUUAUGAGGGAGGACUAUUUUCACAUUGGUCUAACUAGGAUUUCAGUGGAAGGUCCGAUACCCCGGUUAACCACAUUCAUUUUUAAAUAACAUUGAAACACUUCUGCAAGCAGUUAUUUUCAUGUGGUUAUGUAAAUGUCAGAUGAUGCAAAUGUAACAACCAAUGUUUAACACUGGCUGAACAUUAUAAUUGUGCAUUAUUUUUGUCUGCGAAAUAAUUUUAAAUGUGUUUCAGGAUUUACACAAUUAAUAAAAUAUGUAUUUAAGAUUAUGACGGUGUAUGUUUGAAUACAAAUAAAAUUUAUAAUAUUGCCGAAAUAAAGCAAAGCAUAUAUUGGAUCAAAAAUCAUUGCAUAUUUUCUACUGUUCAAUGAUCUUACCUUAUUUAGAUUACUGUGUGGAGGUCUGGGGGACCACUUACAAAAUCUCACUGCUAACAGACAAACAAGCCAUUAGAAUAAUCAAUAAAGCAGGAUAUUAUGAUCACACCAACCUCCUGUUUUUACAUUCCCGUACCAUGAAGUUCAAUGACCUGGUUGACUAUCAAGUGGCCCAAAUCAUGUUUAAAGCAAGAAACCAACUGCUACCAGGUAACAUUCAAAAAAAAUUGGACAGAGAGGGGGGUUAUAACGACUUUAAAAUGUCAAUGCAUCUCAAUUGGUGGUGUGAAACUGUGGAAUGGUAUGAGCACAAAGCCAAAGCAAUGUCCAAACAUGAUCCAGUUUAAAAAAAGGUUCAAAGCAAUGAUUUUCAAAAG
Gadus chalcogrammus (walleye pollock) is the source of this 3571-nucleotide messenger RNA. RefSeq names its product cysteine/serine-rich nuclear protein 1-like. Gene Ontology annotation, cellular component: nucleus. Gene Ontology annotation, biological process: regulation of transcription by RNA polymerase II. The record is from RefSeq and is a predicted model, not a curated record. The coding region runs from base 679 to 2202 and encodes 507 amino acids. The transcript is spliced from 4 exons. Gene Ontology annotation, molecular function: DNA-binding transcription factor activity, RNA polymerase II-specific; sequence-specific DNA binding. NCBI's taxonomy places the organism in Eukaryota, Metazoa, Chordata, Actinopteri, Gadiformes, Gadidae.